Molecule: messenger RNA, 2595 nt
Organism: Amphimedon queenslandica
Lineage: Eukaryota; Metazoa; Porifera; Demospongiae; Haplosclerida; Niphatidae
Product: exostosin-like 3
Exons: 6
Coding region: 31-2520 (829 amino acids)
Cellular component (GO): membrane
Molecular function (GO): glycosyltransferase activity
Source: RefSeq, a predicted model, not a curated record
ACAGCCACACCUCUUUCAUGGAGAAUAAAAAUGAAGAGAAAUUACAGAGUUCUUCUCUUCAUCUUGUUCUGUUUACUUGUCUCUACUACACUAAUACCCUAUCUAUUAUUGGACACUUUAUCAAAUGACCCCGCUACUGAACUACCUACCAUCAUUUCAUCUCUACCUCCUACAGCAAGAAAAGCUCUUGACCUAAGUAAUGAAGAUGAGAGAGUUCUAAAACAGGACAUAAACGAGCUGACUCGUAUUAAACACUCAGUUAGGAACGAGCUAAGAGAAUUAGAGGCACAGCGUGUAAAAAUUGUACAGGACACUGAAAAUCACAAACUAAUCUUAUUUAAAUUACAAGACAACAUUGCUGCUGCCCGAAAAGAGCUACAAAUCACUCAGCAUGAAUUAUCUAAAGUUUCACACGAGUUGUACUCAGCUACUAAAGCGUAUACUCCUCAGACUAUCAUUACAGCUCCACCAAUUGUUAUCUUACCUCGUGCACCUUUUUAUCCAGUUAACGACAAACCACGCUCUCUUUCUAAAUCCAGUCACCUUUUUACUCCAUGUUCGCUGAUGAAGCCAUUCAAAGUAUUUUUAUAUCAAAAUAAUCAAAAAGCCAAUAAAGAAGCUGUUGAAUACCUGAAGGACAUUGAUAGUCUAACUCACAGGAAAGAGGAAGCGUGUCUCCUUGUUUCAAUAGACACUGGCGCCAACACUGAUGAAGAAUACAACAAAGAUGAUCAUGUACAUAUUAUACUGACUCUGCCAUAUUCAUCUCCUUCCCAAUCUUCUUUGUCAAUAAGGCGAGAAGUCCUAACUGCCCAGUCCGUCCCGUCUACCCAUUGGAGGUAUGGUCAUGACAUUAUCAUUCCAUCAUUAGUAGCUGCUAAUGAUCAACUUUGGAGCCUUGUACCAGCUUACAGGCAGUACUAUUUCUAUUUUGAAGGCAAGCCAGUCACAAAGUACGACAGGGACUUUUCUUUAUGGCUACAGAAAUUGACUGGUGGGACAAAAGGUGACGUAUACAUUAAAACCAAUUGCAGUACAUUGAAUAUCACAAGGAUAUCGGGUGGUUGGGGUUUAUGUGGUGAUGAUAAAUCAAGAUCGUUAUUAUUAAUGAAAUCGACUUAUUCGUUAAUCGUAUCUGCUAAUAAUAGCAUUGUGGAUUAUAUAAGAUUAUCUGAGUCGUUAGCUUAUGGCUCUAUACCAGUAAUCAUAGGCAAAAUGGAUCUACCAUUCGGAUCAAUAUUGGAUUGGAACAGUGCCUGUGUUACAAUACCUGUUACUGAAGUUCAUGAAAUAUAUUAUAUACUACACAGGAUAACUCACGAUCGGCUACUAGAGAUGAGAAGGAUUGGUAAAUUCUUUUACGAUACAUAUUUUAGCUCUUCCGUUCAGAUAAUAAAGACAGUGAUAUCAAUAAUGCGCUAUAGAAUGAACCAUCUGCCACCUCUGGUCACUGACUACCAACCAAAGAGGAUUAAAACUUACGGCAUUCAAAUAAACCACUUUGAUUCACCUCAGUUUAACGGAAGCAUGUCAGUCUAUACGUAUGAGUUCUGGAACCGGCCCCCUGGACCAUUUUACAUGUAUCCGCAUUCGCCUGCUUACAGCCCUUCUCCUGUUUCUGGUAGCCAUUAUCCAACCAUGUCACCCAACGAAUUAAAAAAACUCCCUCCUCAUAUUGUUCAAGCAGCUGGCAUUACUGGACCAUAUUUUCAAAACUAUUUGCUAGGGGAUGUCCCAGGGGAAUACUUCACAGUAGUAAUGCUCACCUAUAGAAGGGAAGAAGUUGUUAAGGAGUCUAUUGAGAGAUUGAAUGGACUUGAUCAUUUAGCAAAAGUCAUUGUUGUAUGGAACGAUCCUGACACUUCUCCUUACACCAUUGAAUGGCCAACCCUGUCUGUCCCUGUAGAGGUAAUAUGGUGUGAAGUGAACAGUUUAAACAAUCGCUUCUUGCCAUUUAAUGGAAUAAAGACGGAAGCCAUCCUCUCCAUCGAUGACGAUGUCUACCUCAGACAUGAUGAAAUACAGUUUGCUUUUAGGGUGUGGAGAGAAUCUCGUGAUAGACUAGUUGGAUUUCCUGGCAGAUUCCAUUCCUACGACAUAAAGCACAAUUCCUGGCUUUAUAAUUCAAACUACACCUGUGAGCUAUCAAUGGUGCUUACCGGAGCCGCCUUUUUUCACAAAUAUUAUUCGUAUUUGUAUUCGUUAUGGCAGCCAGUGGCUGUAAGAGAUAUGGUUGAUAGUAAGAUGAACUGUGAAGACAUAGCUAUGAAUUUCUUAAUUGCUCACGUUACACGGAAGCCUCCACUCAAGGUUACAUCAAGAUGGACUUUUCGUUGUCCCAACUGUCCGGAAGCUUUGUCUCAAAACGAAGCCCAUUUUAACGAGAGACACUCCUGUAUCAACAGUCUCGUUAAGAUUUAUGGAUAUAUGCCUCUGUUAUACACUCAGUACAGAUUGGACUCUGUUCUAUUCAAGACAAGACUGCCUUCUCAUUUAGAAAAAUGUUAUCAAUAUGUUUAAUUCAGAAAUAAUCACUGUGCAUAGUUAGUCUUAUUUCUUAUCAUUGCUCAAUGAAUGUUGUUGAUUGUAAUUGAA